CUCUCUCUCUCUAUCUCUCUCUCUCUCGCUCUCGCUCUCCUUCUCUUUCUUUUUCUCUCCGUUUCUCUCCUUCUCGCGUUCAGUGAGCAGCUACGUCGCUACGUGAACGCGCACCGUGUAUACCGUACUGCCGCUGCCGCUGCUGCUGCUCUACCACCGCCGCAGCCGUAGCCGCAGCCGCAGCAGCCGCGCGCGCGAGACACACGGAACAGCCGGAGAGGCGAGUUACACGCUCUCUCUCUUUCUUUCGUUUGUGUGUGCGAGUCGCGAGGGUGACAUUUGGGAUAUUUUUCCACGGUGCGGCCGUGAGAGCGACGUCGUGCUACCGUGUUGUGACCGCCGGCUUGUUCGCGCUCGAUCGUAUCGGGUCGCCCACCGUCGGGCAGCAGUAGCAACAGCAGCACGACCGAGGCACCCCAGGUGGAGCUUCGGCAUCCCUACGGCCACGGUGAAGAUAAAUGCGCGAGACAGACUGCUGGUACUCGUGCGUCUGUAGCGACUCGCCGUGCUAUCCAGGAAGUGGGCGCACCGCCAUGCCCUCCGCGAGAAUGCUCGCGGCGGCCGUCUGGUGAACGCGCGUGACUCUCAGACGACCGGUCGACGUGCACCUGGUCGUUAACCUCUUUCUCUCUGUCUUUCUCUCUCAACGUCUCUUUAUCUGGCUGUCGCACGCAGCCAACGCAUCGUGGACACGGUGUGCUAGUGGCCAUGUCUCUGGUUUUCUCGCCGUCCAGCACCAGUGAGGUCUGAUAUUGUUGUUUGCCCUGACGUCGACACCAGCCAGCCAUGAAAACCGAGAAGAAACCCAACGAGCCCAGCUGUGUGCCCACUACGGUUGUCAAAGAUGAGCCUGACACCGAUCCGGUUAAGAUCAAGGAGGAAGGUCCAGGUGGUAACAACGACGACACGACUGGAGAAGACACCGCUGAGUGUCCCAGGGACCCUUGCUUGGAUCUGCCCAAUGGCGAAGGUACGAUGCCUGGGGAGAAUCAAAAUACCAAUGGGAAUCAGCCGAUCUUGAAUUCGGUCAAGCAAGAGGGAGAUCCUAAUAAUCCUACCGACGAUCUACCUGAUUGUAGUGGAAAUGUUAUUACAGCGGACGGCAUUCAACCACUUGUUAGUAAUGUACUGGGAAAGCAGAUGGGAACUAAUGCAGGCAGUGGGGAGGCUCAAUAUAUGCAGCAGCAGAGCCAAAUUUAUGUAUUUUCUACAAUACUAGCAAAUAAAGGCGCAGAUGCUGUGAUGAGAGGCGAUUAUCCAUCUAUCAUCGACUUUCAUCGUGCUCAACCAAACACUAAGAAAUAUUUGGAGAAACAUCCAAAUAAAGUAAAUCAAUUUCGCCAAAAUCCUGCUCAAUGGUUAAAUAAUCUUGCUAUGAUGAAACAGAAAGGCCAUCAGGGAAAUACGAAUAAUACUUUCCCAACUGAACAACCCCCGGAUUUACCAGCACUAGACCCAAAUCCUACACAAUAUUGGAACGAGCAACCUAACUUGCGAAACAUAAACGGUGGAAACUCUCUUGGUAAUUCUGAACCAUCAUUGGAUGAUGGUAACAUAGACGUGCCUUGCCUUGUGCCGAAUUCACCUGGUAAUUCGGCCAAUCCUCAACCCACUAAUAACGCUAUCAUGGGCCAUAGUCCUAACAUAACAAGCCCAGGUCCAGGAGGUCUGCAGCCAUCGCUUCAAGGUGUUAAAGUUCCGGACGAAAAUCUAACACCGAAACAAAGACAGCACAGAGAAGUUCAGCUGGCGACUCUGCGGAAAAUGCAGAUGAUGCUGUUUCCUGGGCACAAAGAGGAGCCUGGCACUCUGGACGCAACGCAAGGAACUACCGUGUCAUGUCCUCCCUCGAAUGUUCCUCCCGUCAGUGUACCAAAUCAAUGUCCUCCGUCUAUGGAUUGGCACAAAUUGCAACAUCAAUUUCUUGAUGGCAAAAAUAAGCCAAACGUAGGUAAUCCAGGUGCGGUGCCGCUGCGCGGCACCAAUAUGGUCGGAGUACCUCGAAGUCAAGGUCCCCCGCCUCCGUAUCAUCAAACGACUCGAUCCGCGAGCGUACCGAUUGCAAUCCAGAGUCCAAAUCCAUCCUCGCCCAACAAUCCGACGAGCAAUCUGUCGCUACCGUCACCGCGCGCGAGUUCGGCUUUGAAUUCACCGGCUGACUGCAACAGACAGUUUCAGCUUGGUAAUCAAAGAAGCAGCCAUUUGCCGGGACAGAGUCCAACAGGUCAAGAUUCGCCAAAUCCAACGGUCGGUACGGCCGCCAGCGCGGUGUCGACGGCUCGACUGAAUCACAGCAAUCCAGGAACGCCGGUCUCUCAUUCCCAUAUCACAGCUCUUAGUCCUAGUGGUACUAAUGCUCAAAAGGAUGCUUCCCUUGAUUUUCCUAACAGUCAGCCGCCAAACGUGGACGGUAUGUUUUGCCGAACACUACAGUCCUUAGCUCAACAAAAACAGCAACACACCGGAGCCGUGAACGCCUCAGCCGUGAAGGAAGCGAACCUUAUGCCAGUACCGAGCCCUCAUCAGCUUCAAUAUCUCAGCACGUUCGAAGGGCAAGAACUGACUAUCCAGAAGCAACCCAACACAAGUCUGAAGGAUGGCAAUUCAACUACGAAUACAGGCAGUUCUUCGGAGAUGUCCAACAGAAUCCUGUCGGGAAGUUUGGACAACAACAAUCAGUACCCCACUAGAUCAGAGGGUGCGAGUCCCGUACAGAUGGACACCAUGAAUCGCGGCUUCACCGGUUCUCUGCACAGUCCUCACACACCACAUACGCCACACACGCCGGGCAGCGCCGCGCCUCACACCCCGGCGGAUCCCGCGAAACCGGGCAACAAGUCUAGCGCUAGCGCACAGAGUAGUCCGGUGCCGCACAAUACCAGCAUACCGGAUAUGGGUCCUCCACGAACAAUACCGGCGUCGCCCACCACGAAACCCGAUACAUCAUCGCCAUCCGCGAAGGACGUCCAACAACAGCAGCAGCAGCAGCAACAACAGCAGCAGCAGCAGCAGCAAACGCAGUCGCAACAGCAGCAGCAGCAACAGCAGCAGCAGCAACAACAACAGCAGCAGCAACAACAACAGCAGCAGCAACAACAACAGCAGCAGCAACAGCAGCAGCAGCAGCAGCAGCAGCAGCAGCAGCCGACGGUGAUAAACCCGAACAAUUCUGGCAGCACGACAGUAGUGCCAUCACUGAGCGGUCCUGGCGCUUCGUUUCCGUGCGGCAGGCCGUCCAUAAACGUGAGUCAACCUUCCGACAACGUGCCUCUCAAUCCCAACAACAUCGGCGGCCGACUUGGCAACUUGACCGCCAUGAGUACAAAUCAUUUCGACCCCAUAACGUCCUUGGCACAGAUGAGUCAGCAGCUGACGAACACCGCGGCGAGCAACUCUCUGGGCAACGAGCCUAUGCACUCUGGCAACGCCGGUAUAAUGCCGUUCGGCAACCCGCACGGCAUGCACAUGAUGCAGAUGGGUGGAGAGAUGAACGGAAGUUGCCACAUGGGUCCCACCAAUGAGCCUGGCGAAGUUGGCGGUAUGUGCAUGGGUCUAGCGGGUGCGCCGACGAGCUACAGCCCGACCACUUCGCACACAGGUAGCCCCGGUGUGCCCACCAAGAUGGGACACCCCAUGAUGAGCCACGGAAUGAUGGGUAGCCACUCGACGGGCGCUGCCGGCGCGUACCCCGGCGGUGAGACUCACGCGCCACCACCGAGACUGAUGACCAGCCACGUAACCGGACCCAGCCCCUACAACGGUGCGAAUGUUCAAGUGAAACCGAGUGCGCCGAACACCAUACAAUACUUGCCGGCUAGGCCGAACGUCGGACACGCGCCACGGGGUCCACCCAGUCUGGACUUCCUUCAGCGAUUCACCAAUCCAUUGUCCAACCUGGAGUCGAAGAUGGGCACACCGUCGGUGAACCUCCAAUACUUCCCUAACGGCUGCGUGCCGAACAGCAUGGGCCCGCACAGCGGUAUGCCGUCCACCAUGAACGCCGGGAUUCCCAUGGGAGGCUCGCCCAGGAUGGAUGGGCAGUCUAUGAACACAAGCGGCGUGCACCCGUCCAUGAGACCGGUCGGCAACAUGCGACCGCAGCCUAAUCUCAUGCGUAUGCAACACAUGGUGGGCGGUGGUGUCUUUCCAGGCGGCUCCAUGGACCCCGACAAAGUCUUCCCGCCUGACAUGGUGUCGCAGGUGUCGAACCAACCGAAUCCGGGCAUGUACGUGUCCGGCAGCAAGGGCAGUCCGAUGGGACUGGGCCCACCGCCCGACGCCACUCAGCCCUUACCUCCGAGCAUGGGUAGCGCUACCAGCAACUUCAAGAACAGCCCGUUCGUCGGCAGCGGACCUAGUAUGUCCGAUCCGAAUUACGCUCAACAGUUUCACAACUUCCAACAGCAACUUUAUGCCACCGGCACCAGAGGCAGCGGGCCACCGCACCCUAACUUGCACCCACCGCCGAACUCGCACUCGCAUCAGCAGUUCUUCAUGCCGAAGUAAACGCUACCCGGCUGAAUCAUAUCACCACGACGACGACGAUGACGAUUACUACGGUGGCCUUUCAGCGUCCCUUUUUCUCUCUCUUUCUUCUUUGUCUGUUUCUCUUCUCUCCCGUUCUGUCUCUUUUGCUUUCUUUCCUUUCCCAUUUUUUCUCUCUUCACUUUCUCCUUAUCCCCCUAUUCCCCCCUCCCCCCUCUUGCUCUCUCCCUUUCAUCUGUCAGGGAUUUUUCUAUCGUCUAAUCAUGUGACAUAAUUCUGGAGAUGUAAGUUAGGCUAGAUAAGAUUAUCUUGCGCGGAGAACAAAGAGAUCGACUGUGUGGAGGUUCUAAUGUCAAGCCUGUAAGGCUGGUUAUCAAGCCUUGCGAAUAUUCGCGACUGAAGCGUGACGAGAGAUCCUAGUUCUACUUUUAACUUAUAAAAUUUAUUUACGUUUCUUGAUGAGCGAGAAAUUAAUGAAAUUAUCUUUAUUCUUUUUUUUAUUUUAUCAUCUCUGGUACACGAUAUCGGAGUUCCUCGUGUAUCCGGAAGCUGUUAUCCCGUGAUAUAUUGGAAAUAUCGUUUCACACACGAAAUCUCCCCGGGACUAUCUGUAAAUUCCACAUGUUGACAGAGAUGUGCAAGUACCGGCUUACGCGUUCAUGUAAAUACCGAUGUAUAAUCUGGUUCUUUUUUCUGUUCUUCAUCCUUUUUUUUUGUUUUGUAGAGAUUGUUACUUCAUUGAUUGAGGUGCACAGCGUUAGAUUUAAUAAAAGUACGUUACUAUAGCUCGAGUAUGAAAGAAAUGAGAGAAAGAAAAAGGAAAAAAAAGAGAACAACAAGAAGAGAACGCGCGAGGAAAAGCGAGGAUCGGUCACCUUUUCUCCUCUUCUUGCACUUUUGUUCGCAGCCAGAGUUGCUCGGGAUAAAGUAAUUGUGCGCAGAAUUACCGCAGUAAAAUAACGAGCAACGAGAGGAUUUGGUACGCCGGUGUCGUAUAAUUCAUCCUUCCUUUAUCACUAAACUUACUUAAACGCAGUCAAACAAGCUCAAAUUUAUUAUUGUACAUAUAUACCAUAUACAUAUUAUACAUAUUAUAUAUAUAUAUAUUAUAUAUACCUGUUGCAACAUAAUCCUUAAAUAUCGCCCGUCCCUCCGCUCCCCACUCAUCGAUUCCCCCUAUGACCAAUUCUGUGCAUAAUCAUGAUCCCCUCUAUGUAGUUUACGUAAAUAAGAAAAGAAAUAAUUGACUAAGAACAAUUAUGUUGUUGAUGAAUGAUUUUUAUUAUAAAUGAAAAAUAAAGAUAUUUACAAGAA
Harpegnathos saltator (Jerdon's jumping ant) is the source of this 5799-nucleotide messenger RNA. RefSeq names its product BCL9 domain-containing protein legless (gene lgs). The coding region runs from base 787 to 4506 and encodes 1239 amino acids. The transcript is spliced from 7 exons. NCBI's taxonomy places the organism in Eukaryota, Metazoa, Arthropoda, Insecta, Hymenoptera, Formicidae. The record is from RefSeq and is a predicted model, not a curated record.